UAACACACGGUCAUCAGGGCAAGCACAGGCACGCGGAUCACGUUCUAGCUAUCUUCACGGCACGCGAGUGAGCAUCGCGGUCACUCUCUCGUUUCUCUUUGGCGCCUAUGGUAUGCAGUCUAUACUAAAGACUCUUUUCACAUUGGCUUGCCUGAGAUAAAGCUCUAGUGAGAGGUCGAGGACUCGAUUCCAGACCAAAGACUCGCGUUUUUUUUGUGGCUUGAGCCAACUACCUAGCCAAAGCUUCUAGGAGCUUUCCGACCGCACGAGUUUUGUCGUCGAAUAUUGAGCCCCAGAGCUAGUCGCCUUUCGCAAGGGUCCGCCGGUGAACAACUGACGACGAUCCUUAGAUUAUAAGUGAAACCCCGCCUGCUUAGGCUUGUUAUACUGAACUAGUAGGGCCGUCGUGCAAGUUGACUUUUGAGUCGACUCAAAAAAACAUUAUGAGUGCAAAACCGCGGUGCUGCUUAGACGUAUCUGUCAUACUGAACGAGUAGGGGCCGUCGUGCAAGUUCCAACCACAGGUUAACUUAUUCUCUCCUAAGGAAAAUACAUUCGCGAGUGCGCGAAUCGUGCGAAUCCCUUCGCGAGCGUCGCCAAAGUCCAUGGUUCGUGGUUUCGUGUUUCGAGACGGUCCCAAAAGGUGACUGGCUUUCGUGAGCCAGGUCAAAGCGUUCCCCUUAGUUAGCCAACUCGCCAUUGGAAGUCCCGUCAAAAGUGUUUCUUUUACGUAAGUAGUGGAUAGGUGACAGCUUUCGGACGCGCGCUUAGUGACUGACACUUAAACAACCGUUGCUGAGGUCAAGCCGGGGCCGUUAGCUUCUAUCAGCCAUGGUUCUAGGGCGGCGCGCCCUAUGGCGCACUCGAGGCGACUCGGGCGGAAGCCUCGACGUCCCGGGAAACGCGGGGACGGCCGGCAAAGCUGACGGCGCAGCGGCGGCGGACGACGACCUGGUCAUGACGGAAGACUGGGACGCCGACGCGACGGCCGGCGCGGCGGGAAAAGCGGACGGCGGCGGUCACGGACUUGCGGCGGGCGGCGCGGGGGGGGACGGUAAAGGCGGCGGCGGCGGCGGUGUGGGCGAGACGAUGGAGAUUAUGCUGGAGGACGGGCUGCAGCUGACGGUGGAGGUUGACUCUGGCGAGAAGCUUCUUAACGAGCUGGGAUACAAGCAGGAGCUGAAGCGCGCGCUGGGAUUCUUCGAGCUGUUCUCCAUCGGGCUGUCCACCGUCACUGUCUUUACUGGCAUCGUGCCGUACUAUGGCCAAGCGUACGUGAACGGCGGCCCGGUGGCCAUCGUGUGGUACUGGUGGAUCACCGUCUUCUUCACUCACCUCAUCGCUCUCUCCAUGGCCGAAAUCUCCUCCUCCUUCCCCGUGGCCGGGUCGCUCUACUUCUGGUCCGCAGCACUGGCUGGGCCAAAGCACGGCCCAUUUGCUGCUUGGAUCACGGGGUGGUUGGAGUUUCUUGGCCUUUCUGUGGGCUUGGGCGGCGUCUCGUAUGGCGGUGUGUUAAUGCUACAGUACACCGUGCUCGUUGCCACAGGUACUCUCACCCUGCUUUACUUGGUAUCAGAGCAGAGCCCCCUUGCACAACACGCCCUGGCAGGCAGUAGUGCAUGGUGCCCCCAUGGUGGCAGUACUGCUCCCAGGAACAUUCCCCAUGGUGGGUAGACAUGGGCAGCAUGCCGAGCCUUGCUCGACUCGGCUCGACUCGAACCCGAGCCAGGCAAAAGUCGAGCCGAGCCGACUCGGCUCGACCCGAGCCAGCUGGCCCAAAAUGGUUGGUUGGACUCGGGGGUUCAGGGUCGAGCCAAGGGUCGCCUCGACUUUGGCUUGGCUCGGCUCGACUCGCCAAAAAGGUUUCUUCUGCAGGUUUUGAAAAGGUCUUGCUAGAUCGCUGUAAAGGUUCUGCAGGUGAAGGUCCCUAAGCCCUUACAUCCUUCCUACAACACCAAAAGGUAGUCGAAAAAAAUCUGAAGUAUCGGCGUUGGUGGAGGAGGAGAGAGGGCAGGGUAGGGUGGCGAAAUAGCUCAGAUGUACGCUUAGGCUCGAUGGCGAAAACUCGGCUCGACUUCGGCUCGCCCUGAAAUUUGCGACGAGUCGAGCCGAGCUGCGCGGCUCGACCGGCUCGACCCGGCUCGACUCGGGUCGAGCCGAGCUUAGCUCGGCAUGCUGCCCAUGUCUAAUGGUGGGCAUAGAGAGAAGAGAAGAAUGUAGGCAUGAGCAAAACUGGGUAAUUACCCGACCCGACCCGGUUUUGCUAUACCCGACCUCGGGUCGGGUAAUUUCGGGUCGGGUCCGGGUCGGGUAAUAUGUUCACGACCCUUACCCGGACCCGGAUUUUGUUAGGCGGGUAUUUUAAUACCCGCCAGGCGGGUCCGGGUAUACCCGACCCGGCAUAGCUUAAAGGCGGGUAAUGCUACCCGCCCUGUCAAUAAGGCCUAAACGAGGUGUUUUUUUGGUUUUUUUUUUUGCCUGUAUUCGUCUAACUGUCUCCUAGGGUUGAGACAGCAAUGUGGUCAUGGGAAAAAAAAUUGGCACGCAUUUCAGGGGGUUUGUUGCCACCACCACGCUACACCUUACUUGUGUUGCUUCCUCGGGUUUCGUUUUCAUUGGAUGUAGAUAUACGUAGUAUGAAUUAAGUGCACACAUUUCACUCUGCGUACGUUCACAAUCACUUGAUAAGCAGGAUGCCAUGUCUGCAUGGCCCUACAGCUCAAUGCUGGGUCCGGGCAUGGCACAAGCAAGGACACGAAUGUACGUCACAGGAAAAACUGUUCAUAGGGGCUAACCCUGUACCCACGCCUCACAACCCCUCGUCGUCAC
Molecule: messenger RNA, 2829 nt
Organism: Closterium sp. NIES-67
Lineage: Eukaryota; Viridiplantae; Streptophyta; Zygnematophyceae; Desmidiales; Closteriaceae
Source: the annotation of a GenBank genome assembly